AUGGAGUCGUCAUAUCUUCAAAAGUACCUUGGGACGUGUCUAACUCAAGGUCUUGCAGAAGUGGCAAGAGUUCGCCCCCAAGAUCCAAUAGAAUAUUUAGCAUUGUGGAUUUACAAGUAUAAGGAAAAUUUAGCCAUGGAACAACGGAGGCAAGAGGAAAUGGUGGAGUUGGAGUAUGAAAGAGAAUUGGCUCGGAAGGAGCAGGAAAUUAUGGAGCGGCUCAAGGCAGAGGAGCUCUUGUUGCAGCAGCAACAGUUGGCAUUACAAAUGGAGCUGGAAAUGCAAAAAAAAGAGAAAGAGAGACUAGAAGAACUUCAGAGAACUCAAGAACAAUUAGAGAAGGAGAUGAGAACAAGUGUGGAAAGUACACCUAAGAGUGAAGAUACUUUUUAUCCAGAGGAAACAUUGCUAGACACAAGCAAAACACUAGCUGAAAUUAGUGAUAGAUAUGGAGCGCCUAACUUGAGCAGAGUAGAAGAACUUGAUGAAACAAUAUUAUCUGACGUUGCCCUAAACAUUGAUCAAGAUUUGUAGGAUCAACCAAUCUAAG
Molecule: messenger RNA, 550 nt
Organism: Sciurus carolinensis (gray squirrel)
Lineage: Eukaryota; Metazoa; Chordata; Mammalia; Rodentia; Sciuridae
Gene: Dydc1
Product: DPY30 domain containing 1
Exons: 6
Coding region: 1-534 (177 amino acids)
Cellular component (GO): Set1C/COMPASS complex
Source: RefSeq, a predicted model, not a curated record